AUGGCAUUCUUCCCACACUACACCACCAAUCUGUCGCCUCUGCUCUACUUGUUGGACGACGACUAUGAUGUCCACCGCUCGACUAGUCCAGAGCACAACCACCACCACAAGCAAUGCCAUAACUAUCGCCAGCCUUUCCCAGUUCGCUACUUCAGCCCGAACUUUGAUCUGCAGGAAGUGAAUGAGGCCUAUUAUCUUGAUGGAGAGCUCCCCGGUGUUGAUCCGAACCAUGUCGAUAUUGGAUUCUCUGAUUCCCAGACGCUCGUGAUCAAGGGUCGAGUAGAGCGGAAUUACAAUAUGGUUGGGGAAAGCCAGCAAUAUGAGGGACAAUCCUCUGAAGUCUCCUCUAACAAGUCGUACCAACCCACUGUCGAAGAUGAGGACGAGGCGAACUACUCAUCACCUGUGGCGACACCAACCUACUCUGAGAAGUCUGCUGCCGAGAAAGCUCAGAAGCCAGCGUACAAGUAUCGACAUUCAGAGCGUGCUAUUGGCGAAUUCCACCGAGUCUUUAAUCUCCCUACAAGAGUUGACCAAGAUACGGUCAGGGCUAGCUUGAGGAAUGGGGUCCUCUCGCUGGUGCUCCCUAAAGAGCCGACACCGAAGAUGAAGAAGAUUCGGAUUGAAUAA
Molecule: messenger RNA, 630 nt
Organism: Aspergillus ruber CBS 135680
Lineage: Eukaryota; Fungi; Ascomycota; Eurotiomycetes; Eurotiales; Aspergillaceae
Product: Hsp20/alpha crystallin family protein
Exons: 1
Coding region: 1-630 (209 amino acids)
Biological process (GO): response to hydrogen peroxide; response to salt stress; protein complex oligomerization
Source: RefSeq, a predicted model, not a curated record